AUGUUAUUAAUCUUAAUAUUAUUCGUUCAAUUGAUCAAUGGUAUAAAGAUCAAUAAUAAAUUUAUUGAAGAACCCGAUGAUGUUGAAACAAUUAUUGGAUCAACAUUAAUUUUUCGUUGUCGAACAGAACCAAUUCAUCAAAGUCAAAUAACUUGGUGUAAAAAUGAUUUUUGCACAUUAGGUAAAACAAGAGAUUUACCAUUUUAUCCUCGAUAUCAAUUCAUUGGAAAUGCUGAUCAAGAAGAUAUUGGAAUGUAUCAAUGUCAAAUUCGAGCAGGACAACAAACAGCUGGUGUAAUGUCUCGUAAAGCAAAAUUAACCGUUUUACAAAUUCCAACAAGUUUAUUAAUAGAACAUGUUUUAUCAUUUAUUGUAUGUCGAGCAAAUAAUGCAAUGCCUGAAGCGAAAAUUUCUUGGCAUUUUCCAAAAUCAAUUAGUUACAUAUCAAAAAAUGAUUACGCUCUUUUAUCUGGCCAAGCAUUAAGAAAUUCAAUUUCAAAUCUAACAUUGAUAGCAAAUAGAUCUUCUCAUGGAAUAUUAAUUCAAUGUCAAGCACAUUCAUCUGCUAUUCAAACACUCAAUAAAACAAUGAUAACUCAACAAUAUAUUCAAACAAUUUUUCGACCUGAAAUAAAUAUUAGUUUAAUCGGUAAACAAAUAGAAAAUAAUAUCAUAUAUAUUCAAUGUAAUGUUGAAUGUCGACCUAAUUUGAUUAAAAUUCAAUGGUUUAAUGGAAGUUCUCUAUUAAAUAUAACAAAUGAAAAUCGCUUAUCACUUUUAUUAACAAGAUAUAUGAAUAAAAAUAAAAUAACUUGUCAAGCAAUAAAUCAAGUUGGAACGACUAAUCAAUCAAUAAUACUUGAUAUUAUUUAUAAACCAAUAUUUAUCGAUACAUAUAGAAAUCAAUUAAACAAUUCUUCAAUUACUUUAGUUAAUGAAGGAGAAUCAAUUGAAUUAGAAUGUCAUGUUGAUUCAUCUCCAUCAUCAUUGAUAACUUGGAUAUUUAAUGAAGAAAUUAUUUUAUUUAAUCAAACUUCAUUGAAAAUUGAUUAUGUUCAAUCAAUGCAACACAUUGUUUUUUUUAUAUAUGUAGUGCACAUCAUUCAUUAUUUGGAAUAUUUAAUAGAACAAUUAGACUUGGAUUAA
Molecule: messenger RNA, 1146 nt
Organism: Rotaria socialis
Lineage: Eukaryota; Metazoa; Rotifera; Eurotatoria; Philodinida; Philodinidae
Source: the annotation of a GenBank genome assembly